CUGAGCAAGGAAGUCACGGGGGAUAACGCAAACUGUGGUUCGGAUCUUCCUAAUUCCUUAGAGGGUGACCUGAAGCUUGGGGAUUAUCACAAGUACAUGAGCACACACUACGGGCUUGACAAAACGCUGAUUUUGGAGCUUACUCUAGACGUCUUGGAAUAUAACAAUGUUUCAAGCUCUCCAAAUAGAAAUAACUGGCUCUCGCUGGCUGUUAAGUCAGACGGUGAGGCAGUAGGCAAAUGGACUGCAGUGUACGAUCAAGGCUUUAAAAUUGAUUUACAUGAAGGCACAACCAUUCUGACCUAUUUCUAUUUCGAGGAGAUCGAGGACAAGAGAUAUGCUACCAACACUAACAAGAGUUCUAUCGGAUGGGCCAGCAAGAAAGUCGGAAAUGGCUUUAGGCAUUUCUGCUCCUACGCUGAAAGGGUUAACCCGCCCAAAAAUCAGGUGUUCAACACCGUGGACUUGACGGAGAACGGUUUCGAAAAGUUCGGCAGGGAAGUGGUCAGAAUAAUGACAAACGGUUCCAAAAGGUUCAGACCAGUGGGCGGAAAGGAGUGGAGUGAGUCGGAGAACAACUACUUUUGCAAGUGCCCGAACAGGCGCGCCUCGAGCACGCCCGGGGAGAAACUACCCAAGAAUUUUAGCUGGGACAGGUUCGAUAACAUCCCAUUGGUGGACCAGAAGAAGUGCGGAGGCUGCUACACCAUAGCCUCGCUCUUCGUCCUGCAGAGCAGGUUCAUGAUCGCCGUCGGGAAGCUGUUGCAUAACCCAAACCAGGAGAAGGACGCGAGGCUGUUGCACCUGGAAAAGCUGUUGAACGACAACAAGUUCGACAUCAACCAGUCGCUGAGCUGCACACCCUUCAACCAGGGGUGCUCCGGCGGAUAUCCGCUCAACACGGGCAUGUACGCGAACCUGUACGGCCUCGUGCUGAACGGCGACAGCGUGGACGAUAUCAGGGAUAACGUCCGCUGCUCCUCCAGCGAGGACACCGUGAGGCUGUACGCAAGGGACUACGACUACGUCGGCGGCUGCUACGAGUGCACUCAGUGCUCCGGGGAGGAGCUGAUCAUGCGGGAGAUUUACGAAAACGGGCCCGUGGUGGCCGGCUUGGACGGAGGCUACAUCAGGCACUACAGGGACGGCGUAGUGGACCCUCCGGAGACUGAGCUGAGAACCCACCAGGGAAUGUGCGAAUUUCCCACCAACCAGUUUUUGAGUGGCUUUGAGUACACUACCCACGCAGUGGCCAUCAUAGGCUGGGGAGAGUCAGACGGCUUCAAGUACUGGCUCGUUCGCAACAGCUGGGGAAAGGACUGGGGAGACAAGGGGUUUUUCAAGCUCACCAGGGGCAGGAACGCCUUCGGGGUUGAGUCCGAGGCCGUGUUCCUGGACCCUGACCUCGACAGGUUCCUAAACAACACAAAGGACCAGCCCAUAAGCAACCACAAGUCCAACUCCUUGUAG
Theileria orientalis strain Shintoku is the source of this 1470-nucleotide messenger RNA. Its product is annotated as cysteine proteinase. The transcript has 5 exons. Lineage: Eukaryota; Apicomplexa; Aconoidasida; Piroplasmida; Theileriidae. Gene Ontology annotation, cellular component: lysosome. The record is from RefSeq and is a predicted model, not a curated record. Gene Ontology annotation, molecular function: cysteine-type endopeptidase activity.